This is a messenger RNA of Paramuricea clavata, 13405 nucleotides long. The record is from the annotation of a GenBank genome assembly. NCBI's taxonomy places the organism in Eukaryota, Metazoa, Cnidaria, Anthozoa, Malacalcyonacea, Plexauridae.
AACAAUGCCUCUUCUAGCGCGUACCGAAACAGCGGUCUAUUUCAUCACAAUAAGAGUAUUUCUGGCUUACUGUUUCUUGAGAAAGACAAAAAUGACGAGAGGUAGGGAACAUCAUUAUCACAUGCAAUCAUCCGCUGCAUCACACGGAAACCAGGUUUUAAAGAGUCGAUCUCUCGUUUGUGUGUUUAACUCUAGUUUGCUGGAACUGCUCGUUAUAUCUUACCAAGGACAGCUGAACAGCUACGUUAUCAAGUAAAGUAUUUCCUAUCUUCUUGGAACCUUUUAACCAAGCAUGUUCUUUAAACUAUUCGUCUGAUGGUGGCUUUACAGUCAACUCGGCCCACUAACCAACUCGGCCCACUAACCAACUCGGCCCAUCGUUCAAGGACCAACUCUGCCCGCUUGUAAACUGACUAAUCUAACCAAUAAGCAAGCUAGGGGCCAUGACUGCGUUAGAUCUAUCUUUGCACAUUUUGAGAGAGAUUUGAAUGAUCAGUAAUUUAGUAUCAAAACGGACAGAUCGAGAAUUUGAAACUUCGAUAGAUUCUUUAAUUAAAUUAAGUCAAACUGGAUGUUCUCAAACUUUACUCAUCUGUAUGCCCAAUGCAACUACAAAUGACUGUAUUGGUUUGGUGCUAUCUUUUGUAAAAUAUUAGCUUUCCUAAUAUGUCAAACAGUAGUUAACAAUUGGGCCAAGAUGGUAUGGGCCGAGUUGGUCAGUGGGCCGAGUUGACCAGCUUCCUGAUGGUGUACUUUCCUACCGUUUGUAAAAAAGCUUGAAAACCUUUAAAACUAAAGAUAUUAAUAAACAGAAAAGUUGAUAAUUAAUAUUUAUACAUAUAGUAAACUUUAAUCUGGGUUAGAGCAAUCAACCGACAAUUUCAAAAGCUUGAAAAAAUCACUAUAUCCAAUGGAUAGCGAUAUUUUGAAAUAUAGUUCACAUGUACAUUUAUUGAACAAUGAUAUUGUUUAAAAUUUCUAGUAGCCACAGCGGAGAACAUAGCAGGAAGAAGAGCUUCUCUUUUCAGUCAGUCUUACCUCACGGCGUUUCAACAGCUUUGUAUUAUCCUUCCACGAAACUUCUCAUUCUUGGCACUUCUGCUGCUGGCACCAUAGGAAAAACAGCGCUAGGGAAUGGCGUUACUCUAUGGAGACUGUUAUUUGAUCAACCGUAUUUCAAGCUUAUCGAAGAUCAAGCUCUGGAAAUUAAGAAGGUAGCGUUGUGGUUAUCAUCACAGCAGAAUAACACUUACUCAGAUAAAACAAUUUUAUGUUCCUUGCUACGCAAUUCACAUUUUCAGAAAACUCACAUGCCUAGUUACCACUGUUCUGAUAAUGUAAGCAUAGAAUGAAACAAAGGUAACCAAGCAUUUAAAUUAUAUAUGUGAGUGAAUUGGAUGGGAUUAACUCGCAUGUCUAGUUACCACUGUUCUGAUAAUGUAAGCAUAGUAUGAAACAAAGGUAACCAAGCAUUUAAAUUAUAUAUGUGAGUGAAUUGGGUGGGAUAACUCACAUGUCUAGUUACCACUGUUCUGAUAAUGUAAGCAUAGAAUGAAACAAAGAUAACCAAGCAUUGAAAUUAUAUAUGUGCACUGAGUGAAUUGGGUGGGAUAACUCACAUGCCUAGUUACCACUGUUCUGAUAAUGUAAGCAUAGAAUGGAACAAAAGUAACCAAACAUUUAAAUUAUAUAUAUGAGUAAAUUCGGUGGGAUAACUCACAUGGUUUAGUUACCACGCCAUUGUUCUGAUAAUGCCAAUCGUUUAAAUAGCCAAGCGUUAAAAUUAUAUGUACAGGGAUAAACAUGCAUCAGGUCGUUUGGUCUUCUGAUUGAAUAUUUUAUUCGUUUUAGACUCAGCAAGGGACGGGCCUUAUUGCCAAGCUCUUACCAGCAAGGACAAACAAUAAACAGGUAUUGGUGGUUCUCAGUAAGCUCUAGAGGGCUGUACUUAUAGGAACGAGCAAACUACGCUAUUUUUUAAGAAUUUUCGACAUUAAAGCAAGGGAAGAGUUUGACAAUUUAAAACAUUCCUACCAAACAUAUUUCGUCUUCCUCUCUUCCUCUUUUUAAGAAGUAUGUUUCACGAAGCGCUGGAAGAGAAGGAGACGAAAUAUGUCUGCUAGAAAUGUUUUAAAGCAAACUAAACUACUUUAUUCUUCACCGAAUACAAGACUACAAUGUAAAGGAUUUUAAACCAUUAUUCUCUCACUUAGUAAACCAGCCUUUACAAAGUUGUAUUUUCACUUUCUUUAAGCAUGGCGUGUGGAAGAUGAGCCUGGGAUUGGACGGCAAAACAUUGCUAGUGUUACAUUUCUCAGGGAGAUUGUCUCUGUGGGAACUGCCAUCCUUGAAACAGAGAGAGGCCUGGGAACGAGCAGAACAGGUGUGCGAAUUUUAUCUCAAAAUGUGAGAAGAAUACUGGACCUCUAGGAAGAACAGUUUAGAACUGAUUGAGCUACCCAGAAUAAAUAAAGUUAGUUUAGUUUAGGUUUCCUCCUGUAGUAACACUGGAUCAAUAAGAGAUUUAGAGACGAUCCUUACUGGACCUCUAGGGAGAACAGUUUAGAACUGACAGAGCUAUCCAGUAUAAAUAAAGUUAGUUUAGUUUAGGUUUCCUUCUGUAGUAACACUGGAUCAAUAAAGGAUGACCUUUACUGGACCUCUAGGAAGAACAGUUUAGAACUAAUAGAGCUAUCCAGUUUAAAGAAAGUUAGUUUAGUUUAGGUUUCCUCCUGUAGUAACACUGGAUCAAUAAGAGAUGAUCCAAACUGGACCUCUAGGAAGAACAGUUUGGGACUGAUAGAGCUUUCCAGUAUAAAUAAAGUUAGUUUAGUUUAGGUUUCCUCAUGUAGUAACUCUGGAUCAAAAAGAGAUGAUCCUCUAGGGAGAACAGUUUAGAACUGAUAAAGCUACCCACUAUCCAAUAUAAAUAGAGUUGUUCAGUUUAGGUUUCCUUCUGUAGUAACACUGUAUCAAUAAAGGAUGACUCUUACUGAACCUCUAGGGAGAACAGUUUAGUUUAGUUUUCGCUCUUAGCGUUAAAUUCUCCUAAAUGCUUUUUAUAUUAUUUAGCCUGAUUACAAGAGCGAAGACGCCCAUGUUCAUUUUCCAAGCUUAAAUCAUUCAAAGCGGAAAGGUAAGAAUUUAAUUCCACAUUUAUGUCAAAUAUAAGUUGCCAAAUUGAUGAUUCACUCUGCAUGUUUUACUCCAGUUGAACAAAAGGGUUUCGUCUACGACAUUGGCUGGUGGUCAAAUGAUGUAAGUCCUUCAUGUUGUCUUAAUUUCGUUGAUGUGUGUAAUGAAAUGGAAACGUAAAAAUUAUGAAAACCGUAUCUGUAUACGAUUAGUGUAAUAAUAUCGUACAUUUACAUUUUGUACACACGUAAAAAUCUCACAACUUGUCAAAACAAGAUGUAUUCGCAACAGGCUUGUAGCAAGCUUGUCAACAAGUUGUGUCAACGCUGUUCUAUCAUCAAGUUGCUACACGCUUGUUGAGAAAUUGUUGAAUUGCAGGCGAUGACAAGUUGUUGGAACAACUUGUGACAAGUCUGUUGAGCUCAACACCUUUGUAGCAAGUUCUCAACAAGCCAUUGACAACUUGUUAACAAGCUGGGAACAAGCAGUGCGAACACAUCUUGUUGUCAAGUUGUUGGAACAGCAUUGCUACAAGUCUGCUGCAGAUUUGUUACAACUUGUGCGUUUUUACGUGUGUACAUGUAUGUAGUGUGAGAUAUUUCACCGAAUAUAACAUUAUUUUUUUUUUUUUUAAAUGUAGGCGAUGGUUUUAGCGCGACGUUCCGGUGCUUUGACAGUAUCAACUCUUGACAAAAGGUUAGUUUGGGUUUUGGUUAGUUUUUUUUUACACUACACAAAGUUUGCCUAAAACUGUCGCAUGUAACCUGCUUACAACUUGAGUUGUACUGUGUAAAUCAAGCCCGCAACUCACUUACGCUGUCGUUGUCAUAGGUGAGUUGUGUGCUUGAUUUACACAGUGCAACUCAAGUUGUAAGCAGGUUGCAUGCGACAGUUUUAGGCAAAAGUUGUGUGCUGUAAACCUGCCUUCAGAGUUUGUUUUUAAUUUAACGAUACUGUUCAAUGUUCAGUUUGCAGAAUAUUCUUGGACAGUUCGCCGAAUGGUGUGAGCCAUUUCCGUUAGUUACCAGUGCCCACAACGGAGGCUUUCUUAUCUUAGAGGUAAAAAUCACUUUAUUGAAACCUUCAAAUGCUCCUUUGUACAAACAUUGAAGUCUCACGCGAGAGUAGACAAUGUUUUUCUCGUGGCAUUUUAUCUUUGAAUGCACACGACGUGCCACUCAGUGAGCUCAAUUAUGUAACUGAAGUAAGGGAUAGACCCUGAUGUAAGGUCAUGAUAUGCCAAGCGAGCUCUAUAUUAUAUAUAAACUGAAGUAAUAUCUUGUGUUGUUAUUUCAUAUUCUAGUGCGAGAACAAUGUCGUGUCGUUGAGUCCAGUAAGGAAGACUAUGGUUGAUGAGGAUGAACAGGGGACACAUGAUGAUGACGAGGAUGAUGAGGAACAUCACGUGGUCACAAAAACCAAAGAACUUGCAAAACAUGUAAGAUGGAAUGCUUUGUCUGACACUUUGUAUGUGCAAUCAGUCCUUGUAAUGCAGUAGUUAGUACAUUUGUCUUUCAAUUCAUCUCUGUGACUGGGGUUUGAUUGAUAUGCAGUUGUCUGAUUAUAAUCUCACCUCAGUCACAUGUGAGAAGAAUGCUUCCUUCCUUCUUUGCAUACCCCCUUUAUACCGUAUACCUUCUCAAUAUCACCAAUGAAAAACAACGGUUUUCUUAAAAGUAUUGAAUUUCAUACUGUAACUCUGGCCCUUGUUUUGUUUUAAAUGUUUUAGGUUUUGUAUUUCCUAACCGAGAGUGAAAGAUUUCGUCCUCCUGUUAGACGACCAAAGUACGUUCAUGAACUUUCAUCUAUUCCGUAGAUUUGUUGUCGAUUUAGGCCGCGUUUACACUACGACGCUACGGCAAGUUUACCGUAGCGUAGUGAUUUGCAUCCGGAGUGCCAAACGUAGUGGUGUGUAGUUAAUACGCUACGGCAAACCACUCCGUUAUAGUGUAGACACAAUACUAAGAAACGUAGUGAAUUUUUAACGAAAUUAAUUUCCGCAGUUAAUACGCUACGGCAACCCACUCCGUUAUAGUGUCAACACAAUAUAAUUCCGUAGUUAGUACGCUACGGCAAACCACUCCGUUAUAGUGUAAACACAACAUAAUCUCAAUACUAGAAACGUAGUAAAUUUUUAACGGAGUGUUUAGCCGUAGGGUCAUAGUGUAAACACGGCCUUAAAGUUCCUUAUCAUGCAUGAACAGAAUAUUGAUUUACUCUGUCACUGUCAUUUUAGGAUUUUAAAACAAACCUACCGACUACUCUGUCUUCGUUCUACCACACCUGAAGAACUCUAUACCAGAAAGGUACACUUAAAACUAAGCUAACUUUAUUUAUACUGGAUAGCUCUAUCAGUUCUAAACUGUUCUUCCUAGAGGUCCAGUAAGGAUCAUCUCUUAUUGAUCCAGUGUUACUACAGGAAGAAACCUAAACUAAACUAACUUUAUUUAUACUGGGCAGCCCUAUCAGUUCUAAACUGUUCUUCCUAGAGGUCCAGUAAGGAUCAUCUCUUAUUGAUCCAGUGUUACUACAGGAAGAAACCUAACCUAAACUAACUUUAUUUAUACUGGGCAGCUCUAUCAGUUCUAAACUGGUCUAGAGAUGUCCAGUAUAAGGGUCACCCUUUAUUGAUCCAGUGUCACUAUAGGAGGAAACCUAAACUAAACUAACUUUAUUUAUACUGGAUAGCUCUAUCAAUUGUAAACUGUUUAUUGGUCGAUCUUUUAGAUUGAACUUGAGGAAUACGGCGAGGCUCUGGCUCUUGCGCAGUCUUACGAUCUGGACUGCGACCUCGUUUAUCAAAAGCAGUGGCGGAAAUCAAAAGUGACCGUGUCCAGCAUUCAUGAUUAUCUGGUAAAUGGUUUAAUUUCUUUACUUUCUUUGUUUUUCAUUUCUGCUGAAGGCUUACUGGCUUAUUUUUCUCCUCAGAGCAAAGUCACAAAGCGGAUAUGGGUAUUACACGAAUGUCUUGAGCGAGUCGCGGAGGAUCUGGAUUCCACUAAAGCGCUGUUGAAGUAUGGCUUACACGGGACUGGGCUUCCUGUGUUGGUUGCUAUGGGUGACACGGAACAUCCGUUUCUGAAAGAGGAAGAUGAGGAAGACGGGGAAAAUGAAGUGGAAACACAAGAGGAGCGGGAGAAUGAGACGAGAUUGUUGAAAAGCAUUGAUUUUAACAAGUAUGUGGAGUUUCAUGUUUUUCCUAAAAACUGUUUAGUGUCACGAACUUACUGUUUGAAACUAACUUUAUUUAUACUGGAUAGCUCUAUCAGUUCUAAACUGUGCUUCCUAGAGGUCCAGUAAGGAUCAUCUCUUAUUGAUCCAGUGUUACUACAGGAGGAAACCUAAACUAAACUAACUUUAUUUAUACUGGAUAGCUCUAUCAGUUCUAAACUAUUCUUCCCAGAGAUCCAGUAAGCAUCAUCUCUUAUUGUCAUUGAUCCAGUGUUACUACAGGAGGAAACCUAAACUAGACUAAUUUUAUUUACCCUGAAUAGCUCUAUCAGUUCUAGACUGUUCUUCCUAGAGGUCCAGUAAAGAUCAUCUCUUAUUGAUCCAGUGUUACUACAGGUAGGAUUGGAGAACUAGGAGAAAACAUGACAGAAUCAAACUGGAUGCACUUUCCUCGCAUGUGACUAAGGUGAAAUAAUUUAUAAUCAGCCAAAUUCGCAUGCGCUGGCCACUGUGUCAUCAGCAUUUAUAGCCGUGGCCAUUUUGUUUCCAGAUUAUCAGUCGAGCAACGUAAUAUAUGUCGCUAUCGUCUGCGCUUCUUGAAGUACUGGGACCGACUCUCGACAUACGAAGCAAUCCUUGGUGGGCCCGCAGUUGCACACGACACCUUUGACUGCGGUUUCUUCAGCAAGUUUCGGGACAGUAAUAUUGUUGAAACGUCCGUAGAAUUUGCAAGGGUAAGCUGUUUUCAUCAUGGUUCUAUUUUGUCGAAAUUGUCGCAACCAAAUUGUGGGCACUGACGUCGCGUCUAUCUUGCCUUUUGUGUGCUGUAUGCAAAGCAGUCUUUAUUGAUUGCAGAGAUAUAUCAAGGGGCUGACCAUGAUCAGACAUGAGUGAUAAGGUGGCUGGCAGAGGCGCCCUUAGUAAGCCUUCAACUUCAUCAGGUUGAGAUGCGUCCUUUACAAUGCAAUUAAGGAUGAUUAGCGCACACACCCACUUACUUACCUUCGUAUAAUAGCGAUAGCCACCUUUACUGAAAAUCUUACCUGACUUUAACAAGGGUCAGAAUGUGUCAUGAAAAUAUCUAUGACUAUGAUCCAUAUUAUAUUGUUAUAGGAUAACGAUUGGAAUGCUGUUGAUUUGCUACUGACUUACCACGGGAAAGAAAUCUUACCUCAUUACCUUUCCAUCUUGUCAAAUUUUCCCGAAACCACGACUCCGUUCGAUUAUAGAAGUCUUCUUCCUGAAGCAGGGUAUGUUUUUUUCUUUUCCUGAAGGCCUUUUGCAAUUUUUAUUGGAAGAACAGCCUAGGAAGAACAGUUUAGAACUGAUAGAGCUAUCCAGUAUAAAUUAAUAAAGUUAGUUUAGUUUAGGUUUCCUCCUGUAGUAACACUGGAUCAAUAAGAGAUGGUCCUUACUGGACCUCUAGGAAGAACAGUUUAGAACUGAUAGAGCUAUCCAGUAUAAAUUAAUAAAGUUAGUUUAGUUUAGGUUUCCUCCUGUAGUAUUACACUGGAUCAAUAAGAGAUAGUCCUUACUGGACCUCUAGGAAGAACAGUUUAGAACUGAUAGAGCUCUUCCAGUAUAAAUAAAUGUAGUUUAGUUUAGUUUUCCUCCUGUAGUAACACGGGAUCAAUAGAGAUGAUCCUUACUGGAGCUCUAGGGAGAACAGUUUAGAACUGAUAGAGCUAUCCAGUAUAAAUUAAUAAAGUUAGUUUAGUUUAGGUUUCCUCCUGUAGUAACACCGGAUCAAUAAGAGAUGAUGAUUACUGGACCUCUAGGGAGAACAGCUUAGAACUGAUAUUCCUGUAGUUAUACAGUAUAAAUAAAGUUAGUUUAGUUUAGGUUUCCUCCUGUAGUAACACUGGAUCAAUAAGAGAUGGUCCUUACUGGACCUCAAGAGAAAACAGCUUAGAACUAAUAGAGCUUUUCCAGUGUACACAAAGAUAGUUUAAUUUAGUUUGGUUUUGUCUUCUUUAGAAUCGAAGAAAACGAGCCGGAGGUUUACGACUUUGAGCAGAAAACAUGGCGGACACAGGACUGGGUGGAAAAUCGAAAAUAUUUAAAAAUAUUUGAAAGCGAGGCUAAGGAGGACCCUGGAGAGUUUCUGUAUGAGGAAAAUGGCGAACUCAGGCCUUUCAGGUAAAGAAUGUCCGCGAGGGAAAACCAUCUCCCGAAAAACAUACACCUCUUAUGACAUGGAAAAAAUUUAUAUUCUGUAGUGGGUCUCUGAACAGUAAGAUGCUGACAGAUUGGUAUGAAUAUCGGGCUCAUGAAAUAGAACAAUGUUCCAGUCAGGUAAGACAAGACCUAAAUUGUCUACUCCGUUGUUAUAAGCCAUGCAGCAAGGCCGGAUUUUUGUGGGAAUUCUGGGACACGUGGAAAUAGCGUCUAGCCCACGGCCCCCAUGGAGUGUUAGACUUAGAAUGUAGCCCCCUAGUCAACUACAUGAUGUAUGCAUGUACUGUACAUAUGUAUCAGUGCAUGUAUGAAUUAUGACUGUACGACGCAUCCAAUAUUGCUCUUCAUUACAUUACUACAAAGUUUAUUUCGAAAUAUGCCUUUAAAAUGCACUUGAUACACACAUGAUGAAUAGUUAUCAGUUUUUCAAGUGUAAACUCGAUAGACUCAAAGCAACGCAUAAAAAUUUCAAUUUGAUCUAUCAUUUAAAUUCAGCCUUAAAAUUCAGUCUUUAAAUUCAGCCCUUAAAUUCAGCCUUUAAAUUCAGUCUUUAAAUUUUAAAUUCAGCCUUUAAAUUCAGGCUUUGAAUUCUGGCUUUAAAUUCAGGCUUUAAAUUCAAGCUUUAAAUUCAGGCCUUAAAUUCAUCCUUUAAAUUCGGGCUUUUAACCUUCCCGAAGGGGAGGUGCAUGACUUCUCAGGGGAGGCGUAAAAAGAUCUCAAGGGAGGUACCUGCCCGCCUCCCCACACUUCCCUCAAAAUCCGACCAUGCUUUCCAGAAAUAGAAAGAAUUGUUUCUGAGCUUAGAAAGUAUGGUAUCAGAAUGGUAGUUUCUGUUGAAGAGACUUUCCUUUUUACAUGGUUUUCUUACAAAAUCUCCCAAGAAUGAUUUCAUAUUUUGAUUUUUUAGAUUGAUAAUGCUUUGGAGCUUGUAAAACUUGGCAAGGAAAGAGGGGUGAAGGUUUGUAUUUUAAAGCCAGCCUAGACCCAGGACUUUUACUCGUUUGGCUUUGGCAGGUUUGGCCAAUAUUGGGCUAGUGUUUGGUAAGUAUGACGUCACAUUUUUAUUUCACAUGUGACGUCAUUCUUACCAAAUGCUUGUCCAAAAUCAACCGAACCUGCCAAAGUCAGCCGAGUAAAGAUCUAGGCUGUUUUGAAUCGUUUAUCUUGCCACACGUAAAGACGCACUAGUUGUAAAAAACCUGCAGUAGACUUGUAGCAAUGCUCUUCCAACAACUUGUCAACAGGAUGUGUUCGCACUGCUUGUGCCCAGCUUGUUGACAACUUGCUACAAGGUUGUUGAGCUGAACAGACUUGUCGCAAAUUGUUCCAACAACUUGUUAUCGUCCUGCAAUUCAACAAUUUGUCCACAAGUUGUGAAUGACAACCUUGUAGCAACGUGAUAAAAUAACAGCAUUGUUACAAGUUGUUGAUAAGCUUGCUACAAGCCUGUUGCGAACACAUCUUGUUGACAAGUUGUGAGAUUUUUGCAUGUGUAUUUGGAGGACUAGAAUUGACUUGCAAAUUGUGGAAUAUUUUCUGUUCCUAGGGCUUGACAUUUCUUCACGACGAUUUGAUUACCUUGGGUGCCUUAGUUUAUGAGGUAAGAACAAAGUCGAGGCUCUUUGUUAUAACACUUUAGCAAUGAAACGUUUUGUCAUUUUUACACCUACAAGCAACCAACAACAUUACGUGUAUUUGUUAGUGUCAAGGAGAUUGCGUUGUUGACCUGAAGUCGUUUGAAAAUUUGACCAAUCUGGAAAAGAUGAAAUUGCUCGUUGCAAAAGUGAGUCUUCCAUUGUUCUGAAAAUAGCGUGGAUGUAUCAAUAUGUUCAAUAACUCAUUACCUAAUUUUCGUGUGUACUCUUACCCGUGAUAUUGUAGUCCUCGGAGCAGUCCUUCGUCAAAGAUUUUAAGAAAUGGGUCGUCCCAUUCUUGGACAGAGUGGAAAAACGAACUCGAGGCAGUAAAGCCAAGUUGAUACAGCAAUACAUGACGGAAACGUCAAAGGUGUGUUUAUUGAGUCUUUAAUGAUGUGAUUUCUUGCACUUCACUUGGUGGAAUUAUAAUUCCACCAAGUGAAGUGCAAGAAAUCACAUCAUUCAAGUCCACCUUAUCACAACAACCCGCACACCCGAUUACCUAUAUAUACAUGAACUUACGGUUACAGCUCAACAGCUGACCUCUGUAGCUCAGUUGGUUAGAGCGCUGCACCGGAAUCGCAGGGCCGUAGUUUCAAUUCCUACCAGAGGACCUUGUGCUGCAUUUUUCGCAGUCGUUCCUGGUCAGGUCUUAAAAUGUAUAUAAUCACUUGGAUUACAAACCCUAACAUUCUAAUUGUUGAGUCUUUCCAUGGAUUAGUUAAGUUGUAUGCCGAUAUAAUAAAGCUAAAAGUCAAAAUGUCGCUAUGCUAAUAUAAUCAAUAGUAGAUUUUUGUAACUUUUUCUAACAUUGAUUUUUUUAGACGGAUCUGACAUUUUCACUCAAAAUUCUACAGCAGUCUUCUGCAGAGGUGAGGAUUGAGGGGGACUCGAAAAUGUGAAAGGCUUGCUUCCAGGUUAUACCAUAGACCGUAGACUACAGUUAGUUUAGUUUAGUUAGUUUAGUUUGGUUAGUUUCCUGCAAAAAUGGCCUAAACUAUUUUCUUUGACAGUUAACCGAGCCGUUUAUCCCUGAUGUUGCCCGACAAAUAAAGCUAGCUAUCGACUGCAUCUAUCUUUGUUCGAGGUACAAACUGAAACUACGUCUUAUAUAACGUUCUACCGUCUUAUUAUUCAUAUUUUACUGUAUUUCCCACGGUGCUAUUCCACCAAAACGUCUUACAAAAGGGAAAAAGGCAGUUUUCCAAUGAUUGCAUUCCAUUACAUAUUGUAGUACAUGUGUUUUCGUCUAAAUUCUCGUCAUUCACAAAUACGUCCUAUUCCGUGCUGUUCUCCACGACAUAAAACACAACAACUUUUUGUUGAAAAAAUACAGGGAGAAAUUUGUCGUAUCGAGCGAAGGCCGUUCGUCUGUGAAAUAUGAUGUUUUUAAUAUCUUGUUUUUAGAGACGACCAACUCGAUGAAGCCGGGCUUAUUUUGAAGUGCUUUUCUUCAGAAUCAGAAGGGUAUUAAGACUGCAAAUUAAAACUUGUCUGCUUUGCGUAAUGUGUUUGAGAUAUUACUAAACUCGCUAUUUUAUAAUCUUAUGACUUAUUGCUUGUUUUCCGAUUCCAGAAUUCUCUCACAACAGAUUGUCGAACUGCGCAAAAAACUUGAAGAAUUGAAAUUACAUUUAGAGUAAGAGUUCACAAGAUUUUUAAUUAUGAAAUAUAAUUGUUGUAUAUGAAAUAUAGCUGAGUUUAUUAAUGAACUUGUUUUUGUUUUGUAGAGGGGCGAAAAUUCUGUCUGGGAACGGGUUUCCUAAACCGGUUUCGUAUUUAGUUGACAUAAAGGUUUGCUACAGUAUUUAAAACGAUAUCUUAUAUUAAUAGACCUUUCCCCUUUUGAGUGAAAUUUUGAUCUUGACAAGUCUGGACAAAAAUUUCAUCACAGCUUGAAAGAGCAUCACAAAAUUAGUAAUAUUCCGAAGUUUCGUUGCGAAAUGUUGUAAAAUGCGGAUAAUAUAGCCUUGCGAAGUUUGCCGUUUUUCAGUCAUUUUGCAUUACAAACGGGAAAUUGGUAAUCAGAUGAUCAAACUGAUUAUCAAUUUUCCAUUUGUAAUACAAAAUGACUGAAAAACGGCUCAAAAUUUCACUCAGAGGGGAAAGGUCUGUUCAUUGUCUUGACAUUUAUUUGCUAUUUGCUCUACACGUAAAAACGCACAAGUUAUUACAGGUCUGCAAACAAGUUGUUACAAAUCUGUUGAUAAGCUGUCGACAACUUGUGUUCGCACUGCUUAUUUCCAGUUGUUGUAACAAGUUUGGAAGAAGCUGUUUAACAACCUGUGACAAGCUUGAUGGCAUUAUCAGACUUCAGGUCACAAGGUUGUUCUAACAGGUCUGAUACAGUCAUGAUAUAACAGGAAUGUUACAAGGUUGAUGACACAAAGUUGUAACAGUAUUGUUACAUCGUGACUGUAUUGGACUUGUUUGAACAACCUUGCGACAAAUCUGAUAAUAUUAACAAUGUUGUUACAAGUUGUUAACAGCUUGUUCCAAAAUUUUUGACAACUUGGUACAAGCAGUGCGAAUACAACUUGUUGACGGCUUGUUGGCAGACUUGCUACAAGAUGUGAGAUUUUUGCGUUUUGUAUUCGCAUUGCUUGUCCCAAGUUUCCAACAAGUUUGGAACAAGCUGUUAACAACUUGUAGCAACCUUGUUGAUAUUAUCAGACUUGUUGCAAGGUUGUUCCAACAAGUCCGAUACAGUCAUGAUAUAACAAUAUUGUUACAACCUUGUGUCGUCAACCUUGUAACAUUCUUGUUAUAUCAUGACUGUAUCAGACUUGUUAGAACAACCUUGUGACAAGUUUGAUAAUGCCAUCAAGCUUGUUGCAAACAGCUUGUUCCAAACUUGUUACAACAACUGGGAACAAGCCGUGCGAACACAACUUGUCGACAGCUUGUGAACAGAUUUGUAACAACUUGUUUUCAGACCUGUAUUGUAACAACUUGUUGGUUUUUACGCGUGUAUGCUAUGAUGUGAUUUCUGAUCUAUUUUGUCUUUAAGGCUGACAAAGAGGCAGUAACGUCUGUUAUGAUAUCUUUAUCUCAAAUUGCCAAACAUAGGUUGGUUUGCAUUCAAAUUUAACGAUAGAUGGCUCAGGUCAAAACCUAGUGUCCGCGUGAUUACAACCAAGGGCCUGGGACUAGUUCAAGAACGUUUCUUUAUUCCAAAAAAAUGCUUCAAAAUUAAACCUUAGUGCAAUAUUUUAUUUUUUACCAACAUUAAAUUACAUUACAGUAAUUAAAUACACGUUACGGAACUAGAAGAAAAAUAUGCA